AUGGGUGAGAAAAAUAUGUCAAGAUUUGAUCUUUAUGAUAUGAAAUCACCAAAUCAUCAAAUUACAAAUUACCAAGAGCACUCUGCUCAUUCUAAAGGGUUUGUAGAAAGGAAGGCUGGAGCAGCAGCUAACAAAAACCUAUUUAAGAUCUUACUGACACUACCAAACAGAGGUAACAGGAUUUUGGCUUUAAGUAUCAUCUUGAUAAUAUAUCCAGCUCACGGAUGUCCCACCAAAUGUGUAUGCCAUACAGCCUCAAAGACUGCAGACUGCAAGAACAGAGGAUUUACUGAAAUUCCUGCCCAUUUACCUCCUGACAUUCAGAUAUUGCUGUUGCAGAAUAACCGCAUUUGGAGAAUAAACCCAAAUGCAUUCACUGGAACACCACUGCUCAAAAUCUUAGAUUUGUCUAAUAAUUCUCUCUCAAGUUUGGCACCGGGUGCUUUCCAAAAAUUACGGUAUCUACAGGUUCUAAACCUAACCAGAAAUUUGAUUCAUUACAUAGAAAACAAAACUUUCAGUUUCCUCCCACACCUAAAAGAAUUGGACUUGUCAUCCAACAGCAUUGUACGUUUGCCUGAGAGUUUUGGAAACAGCACAGGGAAUAUAACAUUGCUGUCUGUGAAGCACAACAAACUUCAGAAAAUGGAAAGAGUUCUGCUGGAGUCACUUCCAAACCUGAAAGUGGUUCUUUUCAAGGAUAAUCCCUGGCAAUGUAAUUGUAAUGUCUUUGGCUUGAAACUGUGGCUGGAGAGCUUUUUGUACAGAGGAGGAAUAAGCGAUGGCAUUAUCUGUGCAGCACCAGGCAUUCGGAAGGGAAAGGACCUCCUCAAAGUUCCUUAUGAGCUGUUUGGGGCAUGCCCUCUAAGAACAGCUCAUGUUCACCUGGCUGGCGUUCACCACCACAGCUUUGAGCACAGAAGUUCUCUGAAGCACACUCAUCACAGUGAGCACGGGGACUACAGAGGAUCCAACUGUGAACCCAAACCCAAGCCGAGGCCCGUUAGUUUGCGUCAUGCAAUUGCCACUGUAGUAAUAACUGGAGUAGUCUGUGGAAUUGUGUGUCUAAUGAUGUUGGCAGCUGCUGUUUAUGGUUGUGCCUAUGCUGCAAUUACUGCUAAAUACCACAGAGAACAUUUGGCCCCAGUCAGACAGCACGGGACUCUUGAGGAAAAAGAGCCAUUUGAUAGUUCCUUGGCUUGA
This is a messenger RNA of Calypte anna (Anna's hummingbird), 1203 nucleotides long. RefSeq names its product leucine rich repeats and transmembrane domains 1 (gene LRTM1). NCBI's taxonomy places the organism in Eukaryota, Metazoa, Chordata, Aves, Apodiformes, Trochilidae. Gene Ontology annotation, molecular function: protein binding. Gene Ontology annotation, biological process: regulation of presynapse assembly; axonogenesis; positive regulation of synapse assembly. Gene Ontology annotation, cellular component: membrane. The transcript is spliced from 3 exons. The record is from RefSeq and is a predicted model, not a curated record. The coding region runs from base 1 to 1203 and encodes 400 amino acids.